AUGGCUGCUUCAGCAAUAGGAGGAUGGGUGGCCUCAGCCUUCAUCACCAAGCUAGUUGAGAAGGUGUGCUCCUAUGCUGGGGACCAGUAUGAAUACCAACGGAAAGAUACAAAGGAGAAACUGAGAAUCCUAGAGAAGAAUCUAUCAUCGAUCCAAACAGUGAUACACAUAGCCGAGAGAGUGCAGGCAAAGAACACAGCCAUGGGAAGUUGGCUAAGGAGAAUCAAAGAUGCUGCCUGUCAAGCUGAGGAUGUUCUCGAUUUGUUUGACUAUCGAGUUCUGCAAGCACAAGCUGAAGACAGGGCCACGAUUAACUCAGUUGCUUCAGCUGCAGCUGGCUCGUCUUCUUCAUCCGCAAGCACCAUGACCACUGUCUCUACCACCACUAGCAGCAGCAGAGGCUCAACAGUAAAUCAGUCGGUUCGUCUUCUCAAACGCUUUCUAUUCUCUGAUGAAGAUAUAGAUGAGUUGAUUUCUGUAGUCGAUAAGUUUGUUGAGAUUGAUAGUGAGAUGCAAAGAUUUCUGGAAUUUGUGAAGAUAGAGGACAGCAGGCCAGAACAGGCAGUUCAGUGGCGCACAACAACCUCUAUGCAAGGCUCAGGGAAGUUUUUUGGUCGAGUUAAUGAAGAAAACCGUCUGAAGGAAUUACUUGUUCAGAUCAAUGGGCAAUCCAGCCAGCCAUAUGAUGUUAUAUCAGUUGUUGGUAUUGGUGGUGUUGGUAAGACUGCUUUAGUACAGAGAGUGUAUAACCAACGCUAUGUCACACAUCACUUUGAUCUCACAGUAUGGCUCCAUGUCUCAGAUAAAUUUGAUGUUGGACGUCUAACAAAAGAGAUGGCACAGUCAAAUCUCAGCAUAUUUGCUGACUUGAACAGCAUCAGUAGUUUAGAUCAAGCUCAGAGGAUACUUCGGGGUAGGCUGAAUGGGAAAAAAGCUUUGAUAGUCCUUGAUGAUGUAUGGAAUGUAUUGAGGAGCCAAUUGGAGAACCUGUUCAAACCCCUGCAGUUUGCUAGUAAGGGCAGCAAAGUAAUAGUUACAACUCGAAGCAAAAAUGUUGCAAAUAUGAAUGAACCAAUAGAGGUCAUACACUUACAUGGCUUAGAAGAUGAAGACUACUGGGGUUUCUUUUCACAAUGUGCAUUCGGUGAUGCAAAUCGUUCUGAUUUUCCACAACUGGAAAAAAUUGGCCGAGAAGUGGUGAGCAAGUUGGCAGGAUCACCUUUAGCAGCAAAGACAGUUGGGGGCUCGUUGAAACCGGAGCUAGAAGAAAAACAUUGGAGUGCUAUCAGUGGAAUGAAAUUGUGGCAAAUAGAGCAAAAGGAAGAUGAUAUUAUAUCAGUAUUGCGACUGAGUUAUGAGCAUCUUCCUGACCAUUUGAAGCAAUGCUUUGUUUACUUUGCAUUGUUUCCUAAGAAAUACCACCUUCGAGGAGAUGACCUGAUACAGAUGUGGAGAGCUCAUGGUUUCCUUAACACACAAGCACCAGAUGAAAUUGCAUAUCGUUAUAUCAAUGACCUGUUGCAGCUUUCAUUCAUUGAGAAGGUACCCAACCAAGAGGACCAUUAUGUAGUUCACGACUUGCUGCAUGAUUUUGCAGAGUCGGUCUCCAAUGGAGAACACUUCAGAAUAGAAGAUAAACUCCAGGUAUGCAUUCCAAGAAAUGUUCGCCACCUAUAUGUCAGUGCAAGCAACAUAUCUGAGGUGUACUGGAUUUUGCAAGAAUUCACAGAAUUGAAGAAAAAUCUGAGAAGCUUAAUAAUUUGCAAGGCAGAAGAAGGUGCUUCCCAGAAAAGAAUAGCCUCGUCAACCUUUAAUUAUGGUCUUGGUCAGACACUCGAAGAGCUACAAAGCUUAAGGGUCUUAGUACUGCGCAAUCCUGAUGGUAUUCUCCCAGACAAAAUCGCUCAUUUGAAACACCUUAGGUAUAUAAACAUUCAUGAAAGUAUGAGAUUUAUCAAUGUCCCCAAGUCAUUAUUCAAGCUCUACCAUUUACAUGGACUGAGUCUGCAAAAUCAUCAAGACAGGAUCGUGGAAAAGGAACUCCGAGAGGGCUUAAGUAGGCUGACCCAGUUAAGAUACCUGAAGGCUCCGAAGAAAAUAAUUUCAGGCAUAGAAUCGAUUGGCAAGCUAAGAUCCCUCCAGGAAUUAGAAGAGUACAAAGUGAAGAGUAACAUGAAGAGCAACAUAUGCCAACUGAGAGAGUUGAAUGGACUUCGAGGGACGCUAACCAUAACAAAUCUUCAAAAUGUAAGAUGCAGCAAAGAAGCAAAUGAGGCAAGACUAUUUGAUAAGAAGAACCUGAACAAGCUAGCACUCUGGUGGAAUCAUCUCAAACAGAGCACCAACAGUGACCAUGAAGGCGUGUUUGAGGGGUUACAACCAAAUGCCAACUUAAGAGCACUUUGUGUCAGAGGUUACAUGGGAAUCAAGUCUCCCUCUUGGCUAUGCUUUGAAUACAUAUCCAACGUUCACUCCAUUGAUUUGCUCUGCUGCCAUCACUGGAAGACCCUUCCACCUUUUGGGAGUCUGCCCUUCCUGCGGAUAUUAAGAAUAAUGCGUUUGACAAAACUGGAAAAGAUUGAUUCUAGAUUCUACGGCAAUGCGGCAGAAGCGUUUCCAUCACUAAAAGAGCUUUUAUUUGAAGGCAUGACUCAGUGGAAAGGAUGGUCAGGCGUUGAGAACAACCAAAAUGUGUUUCCUCGCCUGCGUGGCAUCCGUAUUCAGAAAUGUAACAAGUUGAUGGGGCCUUUGCCGUUCCCACCAUCAUUCAAUAAAAUCAAAAUUUCAGUAUGUGACUCAACCUCUGAGAAGGUAACCAGUCGUGAACCUGAAGAUACAGCUGAUGCCAACAUGUCCCUCGGUGUUCGGCUCUCCCUAGACCGCUUGGAACUUCUCUUUAGCUCUCUUCAAACAAGCAGCCUAGCAACCGUUCAUAUGCUGGAUAUCUCAUCCGACUACUUGGAAGCUUUUAGCAGUGAUCAGGAGGAAUGGCUGCAACAACUCACCUCAGUGAAGGAAAUUCGCUUCACUGGCUGCCUAAAAUUGACAUCACUGCCAUCCAACAUGAUUGAUCUCACAUCCCUUGAGUCUCUGUGCAUAGAGAAAUGUCCGAAACUUGAGUUGCUUCCCCAGAUAGGCUUACCUAUUUCCCUGAAGAAACUCAAUGUCAUAAGAUGCAGCAAAACAUUUAGUCAGCUCUGCUCUGAGAUCAACAUAAGCAGCACCAACAUGAUACAGCAGGUUAUCGUGAGGGAACCUAUUGUUGGCAAUGCAAUAAAAAGAAGAAGGACAUCAUCACAAUAGAAAACCUCUCAGAAGUGCAGAAGUUCCUUUUUCUGGAGGAUAGAUGGUUGGACAAGUGCUCGAUUGAGCAGCCUGCACCAACUCUGUUCUCCCUUGUGACGGCAAGAAUCAAGAAUAGGUGCAUUGUUCAGGAGGCUCUGAAUAAUGCAUGGAAUGCUGAUGUUGGGAUCUCUCAGUGUCCAGGCCAAUUCACGAAGACCCGCAUCUUUGGGACCAGUUGAGUGCCAAGUGCCAACACACUUGAUUCAUUGACAACAGCGAAGUUCGUGCGAAAAUGGAGAAGCAACAGAGGGUAUUGGGUAUGAUCAGAUUAUAAGAUCCGGUGCUGGUUCUUCCAGUCCAACAUGUUAGUGGAAGAAGGUUGGUAAAUCAUUGUUAUGCCUUCCAUCGGCCUUAAUGCAUUGACUAGCAGAUUCAGGGGAUCGCAGUUAUGGUUCUACUCACCCUAAUUUGUGGCUCUACUGGAUACAUUGUCAAAGAGUGCAAACUCUGGAGGCUGGUUUGGCGGUGCAGUAGAUCGUUGCUCGAGGGAGAUAUAGCUAUAUGCCUAUAUUGUUUAGGUCUUACAUAGGCAGAAGGUUAACUAUCAGGCUUCUUGUUCUUUUGUUAAUAACUUAAUACGUAUGCUGUUCUUGCUCACAGCGC
Triticum dicoccoides is the source of this 3948-nucleotide messenger RNA. RefSeq names its product putative disease resistance protein RGA1. Gene Ontology annotation, molecular function: ADP binding. NCBI's taxonomy places the organism in Eukaryota, Viridiplantae, Streptophyta, Magnoliopsida, Poales, Poaceae. The coding region runs from base 1 to 3303 and encodes 1100 amino acids. The transcript has 2 exons. The record is from RefSeq and is a predicted model, not a curated record.